Molecule: messenger RNA, 702 nt
Organism: Spodoptera exigua (beet armyworm)
Lineage: Eukaryota; Metazoa; Arthropoda; Insecta; Lepidoptera; Noctuidae
Source: the annotation of a GenBank genome assembly
AUGGAGUCAAAAGUCGAAAUAAGUGAGACACAAACACAGAAAAAAGUACCGAAACCGUUCUCCAUCGAAUCUCUAAUUGGAGAUAGAAAAUCACCAGAGAUUGACAUAGAAAACAAUAUUUCAGAAAGUUCUAGAAAUUCAGAAGAAGAUGAUAAUGAGAGAUUGGACGGAUUUAAUCAGAUGCGAUAUUACGCGCCAUUUUUACAACAAAAUGGCUUCCCUUUUCUCUUAGGGUACCCGGAACCGUGGCUGUCGAGAGUUCUUGGGUCUGUACCGGCUCCAGUUAGGGAAAAUCGUGAAGAGGAGAAAAGGGAGAGUCCUGUGAGUGUCGGGAGUGAAGCUGAGAGUGACGGUGGAGAGGAAACUAAUCAAGAGCAGAUGGAUAAAGAAUGCUUCAUCGGCAAACGAGCAGACGGAUUACUUGAUGGUAAGCAAUCAGCGCCGCCAAUGAACACCCGCAACGGAGAAGUUACGACGGAAAAUCAACAAACGACUUCUCCCGCCCAGGGCAGGGCGGGAGGGAGUGUCAGACUCUUACUGACUAAAAACCCCCUGUUCCUUCUCCUGCUCUGGGCCGAGGUCGCGGUCGCGGUCGUGGGCCCCGCUGAACAUCAGCUCUAUAGGGCCCCGUCUGUGGUGGUCUAUUGGUUCUUUGAGGCGCGCGCGGAACGCUACGCACCGUACGCUCGGGAUAAUCCUUAG